Messenger RNA from Gossypium raimondii (Peruvian cotton), 1826 nucleotides. Its product is annotated as ACT domain-containing protein ACR6. The transcript has 7 exons. Bases 231 to 1562 code for a protein of 443 amino acids. NCBI's taxonomy places the organism in Eukaryota, Viridiplantae, Streptophyta, Magnoliopsida, Malvales, Malvaceae. The record is from RefSeq and is a predicted model, not a curated record.
ACUUUACUUUUUAUAGUACUACUUUUCGUUCUCUCGCUCUUGUGUUGUGUUUUCCUUGAAUAUUGGAAAAAGCCAAUUUUUUUCCUUUUUCAAAUUUGAAUAGUAUCAAAAUAGAAGAUAUAAAAGGUGCUUUUGGAAUUCUGGGCUUUGGUAUUUGUGGUCUAAUAAAUUAUUUCUGGGGAAAGUUGGGUGGUCUUUAGUUUGGAGAAAGUUGGAUUCUUUUUUGAGAGAUGGAUGAUGAAUUUGCUAAGCUUGUCCGGAGGGUGAACCAACCCAGAGUUGUGAUUGACAACAAUGCUUGUGAGGAUGCCACUGUUAUCCAGGUUGACAGUGUCAACAAACAUGGGAUUCUCCUGGAAGUUGUCCAAGUGCUUACAGAUAUGAAUCUUACAAUAACAAAGGCAUACAUAUCAUCUGAUGGAGGAUGGUUUAUGGAUGUCUUUAAUGUUGUUGACAAUGAUGGCAACAAAAUUAGAGAUAAGGAAGUUAUGGACUAUAUUCAGAGUAGAAUUGAAACUAGUGCUGGCUUUGUGCCGUCACGGAGAGGCUCCGUAGGCGUGAUGCCUGCAGAAGAGCAUACAUCGAUUGAACUUGCUGGCACUGAUAGGCCUGGUCUAUUAUCUGAAGUAUGUGCAGUUCUUGCGGACCUCCAUUGCAAUGUUGUAAAUGCUGAGAUAUGGACCCAUAAUGCUAGGGCAGCUGCUGUAGUUCAUGUGACAGAUGAUUCAAUGAGCUGCGCAAUCAGUGAUCCAAAACGUCUCUCAAUGAUAAAGGAAUUGCUUUGUAAUGUUCUCAAAGGAAGUGAUGACUUGAAAACUGCGAAAACAACGCUUUCAGCUCCAGGUGUUAUGCACAGGGAGAGAAGGUUGCAUCAAAUCAUGUUCGCAGACAGGGACUAUGAAAGGGUCGAGAAGGCAGGAGUUAGGGCGGUAGAGGAAGGGAGUUCAAGACCUCAAGUCACUCUGUUGAAUAUCGAGAAAGAUUACACUGUUGUUACCAUGAGGUCAAAAGAUAGGCCGAAACUAUUGUUUGAUAUAGUCUGCACUCUCACAGAUAUGCAAUAUGUUGUUUUUCAUGGAAUGGUGAACACAGGAAGGAUCGAAGCUUAUCAGGAAUUCUACAUCAGACAUGUAGAUGGGCUCCCCAUUAGCUCGGAAGCUGAGCGUGUUCGUGUUAUUCAAUGUCUAGAAGCAGCCAUUGAGAGGAGGGCAUCUGAGGGGCUGGAACUAGAAUUGUGCACAGACGACAGACUUGGACUCCUGUCUGACAUCACCCGCAUAUUCCGGGAAAACAGCUUGUGUAUCAGGAGAGCAUUAAUUUCAACAAAAGGUGGCAAGGCCAAGGAUACCUUCUAUGUCACAGAUGUGACAGGAAAUCCAGUUGAUCCCAAGAUCAUCGAUUCUAUCCGUGCACAGAUUGGACAUACCGCAUUACAGGUGAAAUGUAACUCAAGUCUUGCACCAAAACUACCUCAUCAGGAGACAACAAUGGGUCAUUUCUUUGGAAAUCUAUUCAAAGCUCGAACUUUUCAGAAUUUCAAGUUAAUCAGAUCUUACUCUUGAGACAUCUCCUCCUCUUUUAAGUAGAUAUAUUUGUACAGGAAUAUCAGAUAUUAAACCAAAAGAUAUACAUAGGGGGAAAACACUGUAAAUAUUUAGCUUCUCCCUUGCUUGGUUACCAAUGCCCUGAUACUGCAAAGGAAAAGAAAAAACAUCAGCCAGUCACUACACUGUAAAAGUUACUGCUGGUAUUUGUAUAUCUUCACUGUCUAUUGUAAGUAACAUUUGUAUAGUUUAAUAAAAACAUGGCUAGAAGUUUGUAUAGAA